AUGAAUUCAAGCAAACAUUGUAUCAAAGAAUGGUUAAAAAAUUUUAUACAUUUAGGUAAAGCUUGGUACUGUGAUUAAACUCAUUAUAUUAAUUUGGUUUAAUCAUCUAAGAAGGUUAAAAUUAAUGAAGUAAUGACUAAUCAGAAGGGAUCUUUGAAGUUUAGACUUGAAAUUGAAGAAUUCUAAAAUAAUAUAUUAGUUACUUAAGAAGGUAGAACUAUUUGUUAUAUAAAUUUAAUUAGAUGA
Paramecium pentaurelia is the source of this 246-nucleotide messenger RNA. Lineage: Eukaryota; Ciliophora; Oligohymenophorea; Peniculida; Parameciidae. The record is from the annotation of a GenBank genome assembly.